Messenger RNA from Oncorhynchus kisutch (coho salmon), 4087 nucleotides. Its product is annotated as sentrin-specific protease 7. Gene Ontology annotation, molecular function: SUMO-specific endopeptidase activity. Gene Ontology annotation, biological process: protein desumoylation; proteolysis. Gene Ontology annotation, cellular component: nucleus; cytoplasm. Bases 221 to 3181 code for a protein of 986 amino acids. Lineage: Eukaryota; Metazoa; Chordata; Actinopteri; Salmoniformes; Salmonidae. The record is from RefSeq and is a predicted model, not a curated record. The transcript is spliced from 22 exons.
UUCAACAAUUUCCUGUUAACGCUAGAGGCGCCUCUGUUGUUGAUGGCUUCUUGCUGCUAGAUUGAUGUAGCCUUUUACUAGAAGCAGUCAUCCCUUGCUUGCUAGCCAAUAUGAUAACAUUUAAUUGGUUGCAAAUGACAACCUAAUGGCGUCUUUACAAUGCUUCUUGUUUUCGUUCGUUAGCCAUCUUUCCGUCUGAUUCAGCACCCUUGACAGUUAAAUGGCAGUUCCCUUCAAAAUCCCCAAGAGAAAACAGCCAUCAGAAGCUGACAACAUGCACAUGCAGUCCCCUCUCUCACGUCUCCGGGAUACCUCCAGCCCAUUCGAGACAAGCUGGUGCAAUGGCUCUUCAAAUGGAAAAAGGCCUGAACAGGUUGGUUCUCUGAAUGGACACAUCCCCAGAGCAGGGAAACAGAGCACUCCUAACUGGCUAGUUCUGAGGGAUGUCUGUGAAGGGCAUCUUGGACCAGGCCAAUUAGACAAAUGGACCUCCAGCCAGUCAACAGGCUUUCUGAGACCAGCUCAGACCCCAGAACAUCAUCCACCAUCCAGAACACCUCACAUCCAAUUAAGCCCUGUGACAUCAUCAUCAACACACAAAGCUGGACAAAGACUCCCAGCAGCCUCUCCUCCCUGCUUCAAAAAUGGAUGGCGCCCUAAGAGGGCAUCAGACACACUGUGCCGGGACAAGAAUCAAGAGACUUGGUGUGUGUCGCCACUGCUCAAGAUGUGCCGUGCAGAGUUCAGUGGAGAUUCCCAAAUGUCUGUGAGAUGCAGCCCAGUGGAGUCGGAGCAUGAUUCUGCAUCAGAACCAUCUCCAGAAAGAGAGGUGGACAGUUCCUCAAAGACGGACGACAGGCUCUCUGUCUCCCCGGGAGACUCAACAUGGAGGAGACGUGACUCUGGGAUGAAUGGAUCUCCUCCACAAAACACAGAGGAGGGGAAGGGAAGUUCAGGAUCACUGCAGAACCAGAUCAAGAGGACUAGUGGUUCACCAGGGACGGGCCCCAGGGGAAGUGUCCCUAUCCCAGCAGGCCACCGAAGCCAGAGCCCAGAUAGUGAUGACUCUGCCGACCGCCCCUUGAUGUCAGGGGCCAGAGGUGCAUCCACAGGGUCCCCAAGACACCCCCUCGCCGCUGUGGCUUCAGUGACCCAGGCCACACAGGAGAAGCGGUUUUCCUUUAGCAGGCCUCCCCUCCAGGCUAACCUCAGAGACAGAGAGAGCAGGCCUCCCCUCCGGGCUAACCUCACAGACAGAGAGAGCAGGCCUCCCCUCCGGGCUAACCUCACAGACAGAGAGAGGAGGCCUCCAACCAAGUGUCUCUCCCUCCAUCUCAGGCUGAGGAGGCCCAAGCCCACUUCCACAGAACCUAUUGUGCUUUCCAGUGAGGAUGAGGAGGACAUGGAUGAUGAAGAAGAGUGCCCCAGGCUGAAGACCCCACAACAGAGCCCCAGGCAAGGCCAACCCACCCCAGAGGAACAUGUACCCAAACAGGCUGUGGUUGGAGAGAAGGUCACGGGGUCACAGAGCGUAUCGGAGCACCAACCUGGCAGCACACAGCCACUGCCUCCUAUCAUGGAACUGUCCUUCUCUACACUGCACGCUGGGGUGGUCCGAGCGCAGGCCAAUGGAAACCUGGUGGUAACAGAUGAUGGCAUCACUCUACCGCUGAAAGAUUCCAGGGUGUCAUCCGAGGAGGAGGAGGGGGUGUCGGUGAGCCUGGUGGCGUCCCAGCUCAGAGGGUACGCGGUGUGGGACGGGGGUCUAGCCCAAAACGGGAGACUCUUCCAGGGUUGUCCCGGCCGAGCGGCCCCCUCCCUGCUCUUCCUCUGGGUGUCUGAGGCUCAGGCCAACCUGGUACAGACAGAGCUCUCAGCCCUCCACCCCGUUACACUGCCUGGUCAGGCCUGUCCAUUCCUCCUCCUGGUCCUAAGAGAACAGCUGGGUGAUCUGCAGGCUGCUCUGCUAGCCUCCAUGCUGGAUGUAGAGGCCUUCCGUCAGGGCCGCUCCUACGACCUGAAGAGUCCCCUGUCCUGGGCCGACGGCCUGGCACUGAUACACAGCUGUCCCCAGGACGCCCACCUCCUCACCCUGCUGGGGCAGAGCCUGGUGGCAGACCCCGGCCUGGGGACAGCAAAGGGGAGCCCCAGUCGGACCAGAGGGAACCACAGAAGCAGAGAGCCUUACUCCAGACUCAAGGGCCUGCUGCCCACCAGGUUGAUCCAGUACCCACCACUCCCUUCUAAAGGAGGAAUCACCGUGACAACAGAGGACCUAGACUGUCUGGACAGUGGCCAGUUCCUCAAUGAUGUCAUCAUCGACUUCUACCUUAAGUAUCUUCUCCUGGAGCGGGCCCCGGGGCCCCUGGCAGAGAGAUGUCAUGUCUUCAGCAGCUUCUUCUACAAGCAGCUGACCCGCCGGGACACGUCCCUGGAGGAGGAGGCUGCCAUCCCGGCCAGGGACAGGAGACACCAGAGGGUGAGGACGUGGACCCGCCAUGUUGACAUCUUCAACAAGGACUACCUGUUUGUGCCGGUCAAUCACAAAGCCCACUGGUACCUUGUGGUGAUCUGUUUCCCUGGCCUGGAGCAGGCCCAGCAUGAGGAGUGGUCUGGCCCAGCUGGAGUGGAGGCCAACGGGAGGAAGAGGAAAUGCCAGCCCCAGGCUUCAACUGGGCCUUCUCCAGAGGCCAGCAACCCCAAACUGCAGAACGGAGCAGUUGGAACAGGGGGAGACAGUGGGAAACCUACAUUGAGGACCCACAACCCACCAGCGUGUACCCAAGAUGGUUGUCAGAGGGAGACCAUCAUUAAGAAACCCUGCAUUCUCAUCAUGGACUCCCUGAAGAUCUCUUACCAUGAGAGCAUCUAUAAGCUCUUGCGGGAUUACCUACAUGUAGAGUGGGAGGUGCGUAGAGGAACACGCAGAGACUUCACUGUAGACAGUAUGAAGGCUUCCCACUGUACAGUCCCUGUACAGGACAACAGCAGCGACUGUGGCCUCUACCUCCUGCAGUACGUGGAGAGCUUUCUGCAGAACCCAGUGGUGCACUUUGACCUCCCCCUGCGUUUGGAGCGCUGGUUUCCACGGCAACAGGUGUGGAGGAAGAGGGAGGAGAUCCGGAGCCUGGUGAUGGAGCUGCACGGUUGCCGGGGCAACGGCGGGAGCAGCUGCAGGUAGCCACGGUACCUGAUCAGCAAUGCACUACUACUACAAUACCCCUAAACUGUGAAGGACUUUGACUUUUUAAAUGUACAAUACAUGGAAUAUUUAUACUAUUUUUGUAUUACAAUUUUUUUUCAAUAAAAUGUCACAGGAUGUUUGUUUCUCACUUGUAUGUAAUGUGCAUGUACAAAAUAAUAGGAUCGUAAAAUGGAAUAAAAUUGUUCAUGUAAUGUUUAGUUUUUAUGUUAUGUUAUAGAAAAGAGCAUUUGGAAUGGACAUAUGAGUGAGCGCUCAAAUCUAGUUUGCUGAGCAAAAGUGUAACUCAUGUACCCAGAACAGGUUUCUUUUUCAAAUGUCCUUAUGACUCACACAUAAAACCACUAUAAAUAUUAAAGUCAAUAUUACUCAGUUAUUCCUGUUCAGUGUGUCAGGCUGUUGUUUCUGACCAUCAGUCAUAAAGGACUCAAUAUGCACAUGAUUGUUUGCAGCUGCUAAACAAUAGUGUUAUCACUACAGACAAGUCAACACGUUGGCAGUGUUUUAGUUUUGGCUUCUCAUGUUGUAGCUGCUUAGUUUGUAAGGAAAACCCCGUGUUGCAGUGGGGAACACUGAGUAAGCUUACACAAUGACCACUUGUAAUAUGAGGAUUAGAACAGCACCUCUCCCCUGUUCUGUUUACAGGCAGAACUCAAUUCCCCUUUGUGUUUGUGCUGUAUGAAAGUCUAUGGACCUGACUCACUCUCAUAAGAAACAGAAAUAAUUCUCCCCACACAGUAAAGGGUUUCCAUUUGAGUUUCUGUUUGUUUUCACGGUGUAAACAUUGAUUUGUUAAUGGCAUGUUUAUAAUGAUGUAUUUACAAUGAUGUAUUUAUAAUGUGGUAUAUUCCUGGAUUAAAGAUGCCCCCAAAGUCUACCUAGCAA